Glycine soja is the source of this 782-nucleotide messenger RNA. RefSeq names its product protein CutA, chloroplastic-like. The coding region runs from base 47 to 568 and encodes 173 amino acids. NCBI's taxonomy places the organism in Eukaryota, Viridiplantae, Streptophyta, Magnoliopsida, Fabales, Fabaceae. The record is from RefSeq and is a predicted model, not a curated record. Gene Ontology annotation, molecular function: copper ion binding. The transcript is spliced from 6 exons. Gene Ontology annotation, biological process: response to metal ion.
AGUAUAGAGGUGUGAGAGGGCGGAGCAGGAUAUAAGACUUCCCAAAAUGACUUCUACACUCUGCUCCUCUACUUCCCUUUUCUCCUCCUCCACGCUACGACGUCGUUUGCCCCUCGUCGGCGCGUUUUGCAUGCUCAGUUUGGGACUCUCCAAUCUCUGCACGCCCUUCCAUUCCUCUGCCCUCAAAACGGGAUCCAAGUUCGGUAUUCGAAGCCACUCCAGCACCAGAAUGGAAGGGAGUAACUCCACUGUGCCGAGUAUUGUUGUCUAUGUCACUGUUCCCAACAAAGAAGCAGGUAAGAAGUUGGCUGAAAGCAUCGUCAAAGAGAAGCUUGCUGCUUGUGUCAACAGGGUACCGGGUAUUGAAUCGGUGUACCAGUGGGAGGGAAAGAUCCAAACUGAUUCUGAGGAACUUCUUAUUAUCAAGACUAGGCAAUCCCUUCUGGAGGCAUUGACAGAGCAUGUCAAAACUAAUCAUGAAUACGAUGUGCCAGAGGUGAUCUCCUUACCCAUCACUGGAGGCAAUCUUAAAUAUUUAGAGUGGAUUAAAGAGAGCACAAGGGACUGACUAUCAAGUUUAUAGCCCGAGGUGUGGUUUCCAGAGUUCUUCUGCUCGUGUGUUAAAUAAAGUCAGUUUGUCAUCUAUGUAACUAGGCAAUGAUAAUAUUAUGUAGAGGACGAUGAUCGGUCUUGUAUUACUGCUAAUGGCUCUGUUGACUAUGAUUUUAUGCGAAUAGACCUUUUCUUUGUGAUUUUAUGCAUAUUUGGCAUUUUGUUUCUUA